AUGGAAAUCACUCCCUCAGUAACAGAAGAAGAACCUCUCAAUCUAAACGCAAUUCGCAGUCGAAUAAGCGAACUUGAAGAAAUCUACAGAAAUUCCAACGAAGAUAGUUUCUCCGAAAUGCCCUCUUAUGAUUCUGAUGAAUUAAUGAAAGAUUCCGCUCAUCAACUCGUGAGUAAAGUGGAUCAAAUGUUAACUGACUACUCUGAUUUCAGUUUCUUGGGCAUUGAAGAUUUAGAUUCGUACUUAGCACACUUGAAAGAGGAGCUUAAUGAGGCGGAGGCUGAGAGUGCAAAGAUCUCUAAUGAAAUUGAGUUUCUCAAUAGAACAUACAGGGAAGAUUCUAGUGAACUAGAGAGUGAUCUUGAAUGGAUGAAGUGUUCGUUGGAUUUAAUUUCUGCACAGCAGGAUAUAGAGGAAGAAAAAGAAGGGACACAGAUGGAGCGCCUUUCAAGUGGAGACAAUCAAUCAAUUUUGAUAAACACACAUGAAGAAGACAAGUUUGAGUUAAGAGUUUCAGUGGUGAUGCACCUUAAAACUUUAGAGUACAAUACCAGUCCUAUUUUGAAGCUUGAUAAUCAGAUCGAGAAAAGCAAAAAAAUUUUGAAGUCCAUGGAGGAUCUUGAUUCUGUAUUCAAAAGAUUUGAUGCCAUAGAACGAAUUGAAGAUGUAUUGUCGGGUCUGAAAGUCAUUGAAAUUGAUGGAACCUGCAUUAGAUUGUCGAUGCGGACCUAUAUUCCAAAACAAGAAGAUUUAUUGUGCCAACAAAAGUUUGAAGAAACUAGUGAGCCAUCCGAAGUAAACCAUGAAUUCCUCAUUGAAGUUACUGAUGAAAGUAUGGAGAUUAAGAAAGCUGAGAUGUUUCCAAAUGACAUAUAUAUAGGAGACAUUGUUGAUGCUGCAAAGUCUUUCAGGCAAAUAUUUUUGCAAUUGGAACUGAUGGAGACAAGCUCUUCACUAGAGUGGUUUGUAAGAAAAGCACAAGAUAGAAUUAUCCAAUGUACCUUGAGACGAUUAGUGGCAAAGAGUGCAAGUACGUCUAGGCAAUCCAUUGAAUACUUGGACAAAGAUGAAAUAAUAGUAGCUCAUUUGGUUGGGGGUGUUGAUGCUUUUAUGAAAGUUUCUCAUGGUUGGCCCAUAACAAAUUUCCCAUUGAAAUUGGUAUCUCUCAAGAGCUCAAAUCACCAUUCAAAGGAAAUUUCGUUGGCCUUUCUCUGCAAGGUUGAGGAAGUGGCGAACUCCUUGGAUGUACAGACGCGGCAGAACUUGUCAAGCUUUGUAGAUGCUGUUGAAAAAAUUCUUGUGGAACAAAUGCGCUUAGCACUGCAUUCUGAUGGUGCUUCCAGCAUAUGA
This is a messenger RNA of Dovyalis caffra, 1350 nucleotides long. The record is from the annotation of a GenBank genome assembly. NCBI's taxonomy places the organism in Eukaryota, Viridiplantae, Streptophyta, Magnoliopsida, Malpighiales, Salicaceae.